CCUUUCUCCAUGGCAGUCCCCCUUCCCCUCCCUAGACCCCCUGUUCCCUCUUUUUCCUGUCCCCGCUUCCUCCUCCCCCCCUUCCCGCGCCUUUCUUUCUCCCGCCCGGCCACCCCGUCCACCGCCAUGGCCUCCACGUACCGGUCGUACGCGACCAUCCCCGACGUCGAGGACCCCUCCAUCAACGGCCAUCAGCCUUCCGAGCAGGGGUUCUACCAGAAUGCCCCGCUCACGACGGCCGAGUCGCGCCCGGGCUCCACCUCCCACGAUGAUGAGGAGAACACCGGGUACCUGGACGAUGCGCAGGCCCUCCUGUCGGAUGAGGGCACCUCGGUGGCCGCGCCGGUCCGUUCGGCUUCCUUCUUCUCGUCCUUCAUCAACCUGGCCAACACCAUCAUGGGGUCCGGCAUGCUGGGUCUGCCGUAUGCCAUCUCCAAGAACGGCCUUGUCCUCGGCCCGAUUCUGCUGGUUGUCAGUGCUUUCUUCUCCGCCUUCGGCCUCUACCUCCUGGUCCAGUGCACCGAUCGCCUGAAGCAGGUCGGCGAAAAGGACACCCCCUCGUACUACACUUGCACGCGUCACUCGUACCCGAGCCUGGCCGUCCUGGUGGAUGCGGUUGUCUUUGUCAAGUGCAUUGGUGUUGCUGUCUCCUUCCUGGUCAUCAUUGGGUCCCUCAUGCCCGACAUCAUUACCUUCUUCUUCCACAUCGAUCCCACCAGUGGCAGCAUCUGGGUUUCCCGGGCCUUCUGGGUGCUCAUGUGGGGGCUUGUCAUCAUCCCGACCGCGUUCCUCAAGCAGCUGAACUCCCUGCGCUUCACCUCUGCCCUUGCCCUGACGGCCAUCAUCUACCUGGUGGGCCUGGUGAUUGUCUUCUUCAUUCGCGAGCCGCAUGUCCCCUCCACCGAGCUGGAUCUCUUCCGUCUUGACACCUCCUUCUUCCAGGUGAUGACCAUUUAUGUGUUCGGCUACACCUGCCACCAGAACAUCUUCUCCAUCUACCUCGAGAUCACCAACCCCUCCAAGGGCCGCAUCAAUGGUGUCAUUGGCUCCUCCAUCGGUACCGCCCUCGGCGUGUACACCCUGAUCUCCCUGCUGGGAUACAUCCAGUUCGGAUCCGGCAUCAAGGACAACAUCAUGAACAACUACCCCACUGAUAACACGGCGGUCACGGUUGGCCGCAUCUUCCUUGUCAUCCUGGUGGCCUUCUCGUAUGCCCUGCAGUCGCACCCGGCCCGCAUCUGUGCCGACAACCUGUACCAGUCUUUCAUGCGCAGCGCCAUGAAGAAGGAGGUCGGCUCCCUUUCUCAGGCUCGGUUCUACAUCAUUACCAUCUCCAUCAUCGCGGUCACCUUCACCAUCGGUGCUCUGGUGGAGGACCUGUCCAAGGUCCUGUCCUUCGUCGGUGCCAUUGGCUCCACCACCAUGUGCUACAUCCUGCCCGGCGUCUUCUUCAUCAAGAUGCAUGGUGGUCUCUUCCCGCUCAACACCAUGAAGGUCCUCUCGGUGCUUGCCAUUUGCAUUGGCUGCUUCGUCAUGCCCACUGCCCUGGUGUUCAUCUUCUACACCCCGCCGGUCUGAAGGGGGCCUCGGGAUGGUGCUCCCUCCCCCCUCGCCUGCCCUCAUACUGCUUCAGGAUGGGAGAGGAGACGUCCGUAUGUGUAGGGGAGGAAUCCCCCCCCCCCCCCCCCC
Messenger RNA from Fonticula alba, 1689 nucleotides. RefSeq lists its product as hypothetical. Gene Ontology annotation, biological process: amino acid transmembrane transport. Gene Ontology annotation, cellular component: fungal-type vacuole membrane. The coding region runs from base 10 to 1578 and encodes 522 amino acids. NCBI's taxonomy places the organism in Eukaryota, Rotosphaerida, Fonticulaceae. Gene Ontology annotation, molecular function: L-lysine transmembrane transporter activity; L-histidine transmembrane transporter activity; L-arginine transmembrane transporter activity. The record is from RefSeq and is a predicted model, not a curated record. The transcript has 6 exons.